Messenger RNA from Orbicella faveolata, 1417 nucleotides. RefSeq names its product transmembrane protein 59-like. NCBI's taxonomy places the organism in Eukaryota, Metazoa, Cnidaria, Anthozoa, Scleractinia, Merulinidae. The record is from RefSeq and is a predicted model, not a curated record.
AAAACUUGUGCAUGUCGUGAGAGGAAACAAAACAAAAAAUGGCUGAAAGACCACAAGGUUUAAGCCUUUUGUCUGUCGUAAUUUCUCUCUUGAUCUUGCAGUAUAGCUUUGCAGAUGAACCGGCAGGCAUCUUAGAUCAGUGCAAGGAGAGCUGUGAGCGAAGCUACCCGUUACAUACGUACCCAAAGGAGGAGCCUCUGCUUGCUUGUAAACAAGGGUGUCGGUUUUCCGCUAUCUCCCAGUUGAAAGCGAGGGUGUCUGAUGUAGGCGAGAAUUUUACGUUGGCGUGUAUAGCAGGUUGUCAGGAAAGCUAUGAAGUUGAAGAAAACCGUUAUGCUUGUGUUGCUGGAUGUAAGUUGCAAGAUCAAAUCCCAUCACCAGAAUCAUAUGUAGAAGAAAGUAUGCCUGAUCAGUGGAGUUUCAGAACGUACAUGGUGUAUGUAUACCCAGUGCUUGAUGUUAGCAAGUACUGCCAUGGCUUCCUGAACAGAGUUGGUUAUUACUACAGGAUGUCAACGUCUUAUUAUUACACCUAUGGGGAUGGUGAUAGUAUCAUAGUUGAGGUUCAAGAGCAGCCGCAAGAGUUUAUCAGCGUUCCAAAAUUUGAUGAGGUGGAUUUUGUGGAGAAUGAUGAAGCAGAUAGCAGUUACAGUGAUGAUAGUGUUGAUUCCUACUCUGGAGCCGUAGUUCAAAAAGGCCGCCAGUGGUUGCAGUGUGUUUCACAGCGGUCUGGGCUUCCUUUCUGGUUUUUGACAUCCACUCUCUUCUUGUCCAUUUUCUUCCUGAUGUGGCUCUGUUGUGCUACAGCCACCACUGCAACAAAGCAAAAGAGCAAGGCUGCUGUUGUUGGAGAACUCUUGUUCUUGGAUGAUGACAGCUUACUGGAGAAAAUGCCGCUAGUUAAAGAGGAUGAAAAAGACGAUGCAGGCCCCCUUCCUGUUAAAGUCCACAUUGAUGCAACAACUUUGUGAUGGAGAUAAUCUUUGCAGACUGCACCUACAUGUGGACUGGCCAACGGACAUUUGACUGCAUGCUUGCCUUUCUGACGCACAUCUCUCUGUAGCAGACACCUCUCUCGGGCAGACAAUUUUUAUUUUAUUGUAGACACCUGUUUACAAGUAAAACAGACAUCUGUGUAUAACGGCACACAACUCUCUAAUGUGUAAUGUGGAUCCCUCUUGAAAAGAGGGAUCUUCAUCUGCUGAUCUUUCAGUGUCUGCUGUUCAGUAUUCUUCAUGGGCACACACACACACUCGCUUGAAAACAGUUAUGCAUUCUAUCUUACACUAUGAAGUAGAGAGAAAUUACACAAGUCCACUCUUGGUUUGUAAUUUUCGAGUCAGUAUAUUAAGUUUUUUUUUUGUUUUUUUUUUUGGAGUAAAGUUGUUUAUCUACCAAAUGUAUUUUUUUUUUUUUU